Molecule: messenger RNA, 1094 nt
Organism: Acanthochromis polyacanthus (spiny chromis)
Lineage: Eukaryota; Metazoa; Chordata; Actinopteri; Pomacentridae
Product: putative protein TPRXL
Exons: 3
Coding region: 1-735 (244 amino acids)
Source: RefSeq, a predicted model, not a curated record
AUGUCAGUGGACAUCAACAAACACAGCCAGAGUUCCACACCGGAGUAUGACCAAAAAAUCAGCAUCAGUGGUGCAACAGGCAUCAUCAUCCCUGUUAAAACCAACAGCCCCAGCAACUACAGUCCCAGCAGCAGCUACAGCCCCAGCAACUGCAGCUCUACAAACAACAGCCCCAGCAACUACAGUCCCAGCAGCAGCUACAGCCCCAGCAACUGCAGCUCUACAAACAACCCCAGCAACUGCAGCUCGAGAAACAACCCCAGCAACUGCAGCUCUAGAAACAACCCCAGCAACUGCAGCUCUACAAACAACCCCAGCAACUGCAGCUCUACAAACAACCCCAGCAACUGCAGCUCUACAAACAACCCCAGCAACUGCAGCUCUAGAAACAACCCCAGCAACUGCAGCUCGAGAAACAACCCCAGCAACUGCAGCUCUAGAAACAACCCCAGCAACUGCAGCUCUACAAACAACCCCAGCAACUGCAGCUCUACAAACAACCCCAGCAACUGCAGCUCUAGAAACAACCCCAGCAACUGCAGCUCUACAAACAACCCCAGCGACUACAGCCACAGAAACAGCCCCAGCAACUACAGCCCCGGCAACUACAGCCCCAGUAGCUACAGCCCCAGCAGCUGUCCCACCAACCGCAGUCCACCCAAAUCCCAUACUGCCAUUACAGCCAGCAGCAGAAACACCAAACUAUACACAAGCUCUUGCAGAGAAAUAUGUUAAGGAUGCUUGGGCAGGAAAAGAUGUUCAUGUCCUCCUGUCCAAAAUAGGGGCAUACAAGUUGAAUUACUGGGACAUUUACAGACUUGGUCCUGACAUGGAGUUGGAAAGCGAGGUACAAUAUUAUUUAACUUUAUUUUUUGCUAUAUAAAUAUGUUUUACAGCUUUACAAGUCAGCUUGAAAACAGUCAGUGUAUUUGUAUGGUAAAAAAGUAUUAUGUUUUGUGGUUUAAUUUUUCUUACAGGUGAUCAAUGCAUAUUUGGCAAUCAUAGUGCGUGAACGAAAUCGCCACAAUCCUGCAAAAGCAGCAUUCAUUGAUUCGUUUGCUAUGACUGCAAUGUGGCAAAGAAGAUCUCAAAGG